AUGGAAGAACCUAAUGAUAAGUUAAGUCGAAAAAAGAAGGCCUCCUUCCCGGAGAGUAACUCCCCUUCAAGCGGAAACCAAAAGAGUAAAAAAAAAAAAAUAAAAGUUGGAAGCGAUAUAGGGAGCAAUGGAGGUGAAGUGGCCAGGGGGGAGUCUCCCCCGAGUAGCUCCUAUGAGGAACCCAUACCAUUUGACUUUUUCACGGAAGAGGACUAUAAGAAAUACAACGAAUUUGUGAGGUUCUGCGAGGAGAGCUUUGCCUACAUCGACAUGGAAGACGUGAAUAAACAAAUCUCUCUUCUCAGAUCGAGGGGUGGCCAAGCGGAGUUGUACUUGUCCAAUGUGGUUAGCAGUUCGAGUGACGAGGGAGGAGAGGAUGGCUGCGACGGGGAGAAGCAGAAGAGGCGGGCCACUACCCCCAGGAAAGAACGAAAGUACAUGAAAAAUUUAAAGCUAAUAAAUAUAAAGAAGCACAAGCGAGCCAGGAUCAAUUUAAUACUGAUUAGGAAGAAGUACACAGGGGGGAAGCAGAUGGAGGGCCACCAGGCACGCAAGAAGAACACCGUGGUCGUGUCCCCCAUUUUUAUGCCUGUCGGCACGAAGAGCUGCAUCAAGGGAUUGGUGCAGGAAGAAGUGCAACUCCUCUGCAACGACAUAAUCCUGAGCAACACGUACCACUUAGCCAACAUAUUUGACGUAUCAACUUUUGUGGAUAACAAGGGCAUUAACAACUUUAUCCGUUUUCCCAAUGCGAUGCUAACCGACUCUGGGGGGUUCCAGAUGGUGUCCCUGAGCAAGCGAAUAAAGAUACUGGAGGAGGGCAUCCUCUUCGACAACAUCUAUGACGCUGAGGUUAUGCGGAAGAACGUUCGUGCGGUGGGGGGGAUCGUCGAAGUGAUGGAAGAAGUUUCCUCUAUCCAAACGGAUACCGGCAGCACUACCGGGAGGGAAAUUCUGUUGACGCCCGAAAGCUCCAUAAGACUGCAGAACCAAAUCGGGAGCGACAUCAUCAUGGCCCUGGACGACGUGCGCCCCGCAACGGAAACGGACGUGGAAAAGAUAGAGGAGGCAACUCACAGAACGAACAGGUGGCUACAGAGGUGUAUAAAAGCCCAUACCAGGGAAAGAGAACAAACGCUCUUUGGAAUAAUCCAGGGGGGUCUCCAUAUAAGACUGAGAAACGUAUCGAUGGAGUUCAUAUUGAAACAGAAACUGAAUGGCUAUGCUGUGGGGGGACUCUGCGGUGGCGAAAAAAAAAGGGACUUCUUCAACGUAGUGCACCAUUGCUCAAAUGAGAAAAAUAAAAAAUGGAAUCAUUUGCCAGAAAAUAGAUGCAGAUACAUUAUGGGCAUUGGCUACCUCGUUGAUAUUCUCUUUUGCUCUCUUCUGGGUUACGACAUGUACGACUGUGUGUAUGCAUCGAGGACGGCUAGGUUUAACACUGCCUUGAGUUAUGACGGAACGAUAAAAUUGAAGCAAGCCAAAUAUGCCUUUGAUUUCUCUCCACUUGUGAGCAAAUGCCAUUGUUAUGUGUGUUCUAAUUUUUCUAAAUCGGCUCUGCAUCUACUUAUUUCGAAGAAGAACCCAAUUGUUAAUGUCCUGCUGACCAUCCAUAACAUUUACUUUACCUUGCACUUUUGCUACCUCCUGCGAGUUGCAAUCUUUUCAGAAAAAAUCGACCUCUUCGUCACGACCUUCCUGUACAACUACUUCGUCAUCGGGUGCAAGAAUGGGAACUAUAAGAUCCCCGAUAAUGACAAGGCUGCCCCAAAUGGGGAUACAUCAAAUGGGGGACCAAUCCACCCCCAGGCGACAAACACGCAAGAUGAACCAACACAUGUAGAGAAAAACGAAUUAGUGAAAAACACACCUACUACAGGGACUACACUUACUAGUGAUGAUCCUCCCCCAAAGGAGCCAACUCAACCCAGUUUCUACCCACCCACGUACACAACCCUGACAGAAGACCAAAAAGGUGAAAUGGUAAAGGAGUUGAAGGAUAAGUUGCCAUAUUGGGCUUUACAGGCGCUGCAAUAUGCUGAAAUAGAACUCACUUUUUGA
Plasmodium coatneyi is the source of this 2061-nucleotide messenger RNA. Its product is annotated as Queuine tRNA-ribosyltransferase. Gene Ontology annotation, molecular function: pentosyltransferase activity. Gene Ontology annotation, cellular component: cytoplasm. NCBI's taxonomy places the organism in Eukaryota, Apicomplexa, Aconoidasida, Haemosporida, Plasmodiidae. Gene Ontology annotation, biological process: tRNA queuosine(34) biosynthetic process; tRNA wobble guanine modification. The coding region runs from base 1 to 2061 and encodes 686 amino acids. The transcript has a single exon. The record is from RefSeq and is a predicted model, not a curated record.